UAUAGCAAUAGUGUGUACCACAAGCGGCGCGCCACGCUAGCAAUAAUCUGUAAUACGAGUCCUUGGGACGGUUCUUGGGACGAUCCCACGAAUGGGGGAUAUGAACGUUGAAAUCACAAGAUAUGAGUCUUGGCUUUGUGUGUACAUCGAUGUGAGUCUCCUCUAAAUACUAAAGUAAAAUGGAUUCCCGUGAACUGCAGGAGCACAGAGAUAGGUUGUAUAGAACCAUUAUUCAAAGUGCGGCAUUUAUGUCUCACUUUAGAACAUUCAACACACAUCUGAGAGACAGCAAGACAAACCAGCAGCUACAAGUGGUCCAGGAGAAUGGUGUGCAUGUUCUAUUUGGCAUGCUUAAGAUUUAUUGGGGAACGCAAAAAGUGAUACACCUAAAGCAGGAAGAGCUGAGCUGGAAACGUCGGAGCACACGUUUUGCAUUUGACAAUGGAUUGGAUGAAAACCUCCUGAGUGCUAUGAGAAGUGGUGAUGAGAACAGACGUCCAAGCACAAAGCUACAAUAUCUUGAAGAAGCAGGCAGUCAACAUAGCCAGCAGCAUAAUGCAGGACCACCCAGGGGCAUGCACAGAGGCAGGAGCUUUGAUAUGGCUGCAGUAGAGGGAGAUGCCGAUGAGGGACAUAUGGAGGAAGAUGGUGAUAUCGUAGCAGAUACUGUGCACAUGAGAACGGGUCAGUCCUCUACGAUGCCACGCAAAUGCAACCUGCAAAGAAGAACAAUGUCAUUCAGUGGCCAUCUCUACAAUAGUAAGACUGCAGUAUUCAGGCCUAAAUAUGGAACCGUAUCCAAUGUGAGGGUGUCAAGCAGACAGACUACAAAUGAGGUCAUUACCCUGUUACUCAAGAAGUUUGCUGUGGAGAAUAGAGUGGACGAAUUCAAUCUCUACUCGGUCUUGCAUCAUGGAGAAACACAUGCAUUCCAAUUGAAUGACUUCCCACUGCUGAAGAGAGUGCAACUGGGUCCAAAUGAAAAUGUUGCCAAGAUAUUCAUAAAGGAGAAGAAAUCGGAUGAAAUCUCCCCUGAGGUGGCAGGAUUUAUGAAUCUUCGAAUCCCUGAGUUGGAAGCCAUUUUGAGAAAGUUCCAAGAAGAAGAAGAGAAAGAGGUCAUGAAGAUAAGACAAAGAUAUGUCCAAUACAAGGCCAACCUCCAGAAGAAGCUUGCAUUACUGGCAGCAGAAAUUGAAAAAGAAUCCAAGUCCAAAGGCAAACGCAAAAGCAAAGACAAGAAGAAAGGCAAGGACAAAGGCAAGGGUAAGAAGAAAUAGAAGCAGAUAACUCCAGCUGGCUGACAACGUUGACCCAAACAAUUACAGUAAAUAUCAAUGGCCUUGAACAGGUAUAUUGCUGUCUACUGUUACUUCAUUUGAGACUACAUGAUUUAGAUUUUAACCUAUGGGCAGUUCCAGCGUUAUGAAAGGAAGUGAAAUGUCCGUGACAGAGCCAAUUAACCAGGAUAUCUCAUUAAUGAUUCAGAGAAAUGAUCCAAAACUCCUAGUCUGCAAUCUCCUUGACCAUUACUAGAUGAUGGAUGUAUAAGAUUGGAAAAAAAUACAUUUUCAGGUUUAUUCACUGAGCUCUUAAAAGCUCUGUCACAGACAUUAUAUCACACUGGAAUUGCCCCAAUGACUUACAUUUGACAUGUUUGGGAAUGGAAUGGGGCAUGAAACAAAUGUAGUACAAUUGCUAUACGGCCAUACUGAUACAGUGUAUAAUAUAAAAUAAACAAAUAGUAGAACUUCAGGGGGGGGGGAUGAUGCACAAUCAUUGCAAGCAGGUCUUAGUUGUUGAUUUAGAAAUGAGGGAAAAGAUUGGCCAUGUGUAAUAUAACCCAUGUUUCCCACCAUUGAUAUUAUAUUAUCAAUUCAAAGGAUGUAGAAGUGAUUCUGCACAAGCAAUGAUUGUAGUGGACUGUUACAGCCUGUUAAUUGAUAAGAUCGGUCACAAGAAUUAAGGUAGCAUGACAGUGUAUCCUUGAGUUUACCAUAUUUAGUAUUGACUUGUACAUGUACAUGUUUUUAUGCCAAUACUACAUAGAAGUGUUUAUGGCAGAGAUAAGCCAGGCUUAAUCCAUUUUUAGUCAGAAGCAACAUUUUUUUGUUUACUGUCAAGAAUUUUCAAAAACGAUACCCACAGAAACACACGUAGAAUAGAAUAGUACAUGUAUAGAAUGGAAUAAAAUAAUUGUCUUAGUCAGGCAUUAAAAGAUGCAGGAAAAUUA
Patiria miniata (bat star) is the source of this 2230-nucleotide messenger RNA. RefSeq names its product ras association domain-containing protein 2-like. The coding region runs from base 180 to 1277 and encodes 365 amino acids. Gene Ontology annotation, biological process: signal transduction. The transcript is spliced from 10 exons. NCBI's taxonomy places the organism in Eukaryota, Metazoa, Echinodermata, Asteroidea, Valvatida, Asterinidae. The record is from RefSeq and is a predicted model, not a curated record.